AUGCACCUAUCCUUCACCAACUGGGAGAGGUCUCUUGAGGAGCCAAUAUCCGGGGGUCUACAGGAUACGCAAGUCAUGAAAAUGGAGUCCGUUGUCUCCAUUCGUGAGGCUGGCUCUUGGGUCGGCGACGUCGACGUCGUCCGCGCGCUCCGUAACGAGCGCGUGAGCAAGCUUCGCCCGCAGCCGUCCUGCACCCACGACAUAAAUGGGCUCUACGGAGCGCAUCUUACGUCGAUUGAAUCCUGGGAUGAGCUGAGGAAUUGCAACUCGGGGAACGUGGUGAUCAGAGCACACGGGAAUUGGGUAGCACGGCUCGCCUGCAUAUCUUUUCUAUCGCAGGGUAUCCAGCGGGGUGACUUCAGGUUUGAGAGUGUCAUCGUCUGCCCCCAGCAAGUCUGUUGGAAAUGUGUCGAGAAGUUUUCGCCUUGCGUUUACGUGUACUAG
Molecule: messenger RNA, 444 nt
Organism: Colletotrichum lupini
Lineage: Eukaryota; Fungi; Ascomycota; Sordariomycetes; Glomerellales; Glomerellaceae
Exons: 1
Coding region: 1-444 (147 amino acids)
Source: RefSeq, a predicted model, not a curated record